Penicillium alfredii is the source of this 843-nucleotide messenger RNA. RefSeq names its product aminoglycoside phosphotransferase family protein. NCBI's taxonomy places the organism in Eukaryota, Fungi, Ascomycota, Eurotiomycetes, Eurotiales, Aspergillaceae. Bases 1 to 843 code for a protein of 280 amino acids. The transcript has a single exon. The record is from RefSeq and is a predicted model, not a curated record. Gene Ontology annotation, biological process: protein phosphorylation. Gene Ontology annotation, molecular function: protein kinase activity; ATP binding.
AUGGCUAAUGACACGAGCGAAAAAGUCGAUUUACCGACUGUUGCUGAGAUUGAAGCGUCAACGAAUGUCCUGAGCGUGCGAACAAACGCUAUCAAGGUUGUUCGAGUCAAGGAGAAAUUUGCGGUCAAGGUUGGAUUUGCAAUCCCGCCACUAGAGGCAGAGAAUAUGAAAUUCGUCGCAGCGAACAGCAAGGUCGCUGUGCCGAAAGUUCAUGACCACUUUGUCGAUCCAGAAACCCAAAAGAGAUAUAUCAUCAUGGAUUACGUCCCUGGUACCGACCUCGAAAAAUUGCUACCGUCUCUCACAUCGUCUGAAAAGAAGGCCGUCUGCAAGCGUAUAAGAAACGCAAUUGAUGAACUACGGCGUAUCCCAGCACAAGGCUACUUCGGAAACUUGACACACUUGCCAUAUACCGACGGCGUUCUGUCCACGCCAGAUAACAAUCCAAUGGUAUCUGGACCGUUCGAGAGUCAAGAGCAAAUGAAUGAUGGAAUAUUGAUGAAAUUGGGCCAGAAGGAGUCACCGCACUACAUUCAUCUGUUGCAAGGGAUGGUCGACCGAACCCUCAGAGACCACAAAAUUGUGUUCACCCAUGGAGAUCUUCAACCAAAAAACAUAAUGGUUGAGCGGGAGGGAUUUUGUGAGGAUGGAAGCAGCGACUUUCACAUAACCCUGGUUGAUUGGAAUCUAUCUGGCUGGUACCCUGAAUUUUGGGAUUUCUGCAACUCGACGCUUUAUUGUCAAUUCAAACCUGCUUGGCUUGAGCUCGUCCCGGACAUCUUCGACCAGUACCCGCUGGAAUACCUCAUGAUGCAAGUUGUCUAUGCAUCUGUUUUUUAUUAG